AUAAUUAGAGGUGUCUAUCAACUUUAUUGCGAGCUCUAAAAUCUGCUCGACAUGUUGCCAACACCCGGUGUUAAGAAUACCCGCAAACACAACCCUAAAGUGAGGACUGGCUGCAAAACAUGCAAGGUACGCCGUGUCAAGUGUGAUGAGAAGCGACCCAGCUGCUUGAGGUGCACCAGUACAGGCCGCAAAUGCGAUGGCUACGCCCAACCCAAACAGGACUACCAAACCCAAGUAAUCAGCCAAAGCCGGGCAUCCCGUGUCCAAAAUGCCGUACCAAUGCUUUCCGGAUUCGGCGAUAACGUGCACUAUCUGGAGUUCUACCAUUAUUGUGCUGGUCCCACUCUGUCUAGCGCAGAUAGAUUCGACACCGAGUUCUGGUCGCGCAUAUCCCUCCAGAUGGCCCAUUCGGAACCGGCCGUGCGUCACGCCCUUAUAGCUCUAGGGUAUCUUAACAAGCAGGAGACAGGCAGUUUAAAGCACGCGCGCUUAGGCUUUACAAACGAUUGCAAGACUUUUUGGCCUCACUAUAACAAGGCUGUUAGGCAUCUUGUUGAGCGCAUGGCCGAGCCGUCCUACUCACCAGAAAUCGGGCUUGUCACUUGUGUACUCUUUGUGUGCAUCGAGUUCCUGCGCGCCGACAUUCAGACAGCAUUCACGCACCUAAGGAGUGGACUCAAAAUCAUUUCUGAGCUACGGCAAAGACACCACACCGACUCACCGAGGCAGCUCCCUGGAGCAAUUCAAAACGGUUCCACCGCACCGAUGGAUAUGAUCGAGGACAAGCUUAUGCCGAUGUUCAUUCGAGGAAUGGCAUCUGCUCUCAUGUUUGGAUUGAAAGUCGAGGACGACUUCGCAAUACUCUGUCCGCCUCCGCAAUCCUUCCAGUCGCGACGUUUCACGAGCAUUCGCGAGGCCCAGUCUUCCUAUCACGAGCUCCGGAACGCUACUCUCAUCUUCGCACGCCAGAUGAUCAUCAAUAUCAUCGUGCUGCAUAUAAACCCAGCGACAGCGGAGGACGUUCAACGCCAAAAUCAGUUCCUGGAAUGCCAUCGCGCAUGGUACCGGGCGUUGGAAGCGCUGGAAUGCUCUCAGACAUGGUCCUCAGAAGAUAAAGUCGCCAUCAGCUCCCUGAAAGUGUCCUACUACGCAACCUACGUCUUUGUAGCCUGCGCGACAGACGCUGGCCAAAUGUCCUACGAUGCCCAUCUCGACAGCUUCAAAGCGCUCCUACACCACGCCAAAAUUGUGCUCGAUUCUAUGCACCUCGGGGGCCUCGAGGCAAAGCCAUCUUCCCGCGCUGCCGCUGCAAACUUCACUUUCGAAAUCUCCCUCAUUCCCUCCCUGUUCAUGGUCGCAACACGCUGCCGGUGUCCCACCACCCGCCGCGAAGCCGUCUCCCUCCUUGCUCUCAAUCCACCACGCGAGGGUCUCUGGGAUGCAGAGCAGCAUGUCAUCGUGUCCAACCGCGCCAUGGAGAUGGAGGAGAUGGAGGUAGAUGAGAGAGGGUGGCCGACGGAGAACGCGAGGCUCUGGAGUAGCGUUAUCGAACCGAACAUGGACCGGACUGGCGGCUUUUGGGUGCACCAUUGCCCUGCGAAGUGGGUUGGGAGCGUCGAUGAGACAGGGAGGCAGAGGAUAAUACGUGAGUAUCAUGUUCUUGAGGAAACUCUGACAGAUCCCCUAUAUGGAUAUGUGGAGCCCCCGAGAAUCGCGUUUUCCCCCAACACGGCUCCUUUACAUUAA
This is a messenger RNA of Trematosphaeria pertusa, 1746 nucleotides long. RefSeq lists its product as uncharacterized. Gene Ontology annotation, biological process: regulation of DNA-templated transcription. The transcript has 3 exons. Gene Ontology annotation, molecular function: DNA-binding transcription factor activity, RNA polymerase II-specific; zinc ion binding. NCBI's taxonomy places the organism in Eukaryota, Fungi, Ascomycota, Dothideomycetes, Pleosporales, Trematosphaeriaceae. The record is from RefSeq and is a predicted model, not a curated record. Bases 52 to 1746 code for a protein of 564 amino acids.